Molecule: messenger RNA, 1804 nt
Organism: Rhinichthys klamathensis goyatoka
Lineage: Eukaryota; Metazoa; Chordata; Actinopteri; Cypriniformes; Leuciscidae
Gene: notum1b
Product: notum, palmitoleoyl-protein carboxylesterase b
Exons: 11
Coding region: 73-1509 (478 amino acids)
Molecular function (GO): hydrolase activity
Source: RefSeq, a predicted model, not a curated record
UCAGAAGCCGAGGAUCCCGUAAGUGUUCAUGACUCUCAUCUGGAGGGAAAACCCUUGUGGAUCUACAGCGGGAUGGAGAUGAUCCGAGUCGUGCUGGCCGUGCUGGUUCUGCUGGGGCCCGUGGAGGGCAGGAGGGCCCGGGGCCAGCGGACACACACACCGGAGAGCUUCCCUCUGGACUUCACAGCUGUGCAGGGAAACAUGGACAGUUUCAUGACUCAGGUGAAGAGCUUGGCUCAGUCCCUGUAUCCCUGCUCGACCCCGAGCCUGGACCCGGAGAUGAAGCUUCGGUUCCUGAGGAACGCUUCGGUCUCCUGUAACGACGGCUCACCUGCGGGUUACUACAUAAAGGAGUCCCGAGGCAGCAGGAGAUGGCUGAUGUUCCUGGAGGGUGGAUGGUACUGCUUCAGCAAACACACCUGUGACAGCAGAUACGAGAACAUGAGGCGACUCAUGAGCUCCAGCAAAUGGCCUUCGACAAGGACAGGAACAGGGAUUCUGUCUCCUCAGCCGGAGGAAAAUCCACACUGGUGGAACGCAAACAGAGUGUUUGUGCCGUACUGCUCUAGUGACGUGUGGAGCGGAUCAUCAGCAAAGACAGAUCAGAGUGAUUACGUGUUCAUGGGUUCUCAGAUCAUUCAGGAGGUCAUAAAGGAUCUUGUGUCUGAAGGACUGGACCGCGCUAAAGUCCUGCUACUGGCCGGGAGCAGUGCCGGCGGGACGGGUGUGCUGCUGAACGUGGACCGCGUGUCGGAGCUGCUGGCCGGGCUGGGUCUCGGGGCGGUGCGGGUCCGCGGGCUGGUGGACUCCGGCUGGUUCCUGGAUCACAGCCCGGCCCGGGACCGCGACUGCAGCGACAGCAUGAGCUGCGCCCCGACCGAGGCCGUCCGGAGAGGAGUGCGGUUCUGGCACAGUGUGGUUCCCGAGCUCUGCAGUCGAGCACAUCACGGCCAGGACUGGAACUGCUUCUUCGGCUAUAAGGUUCAUCCGACACUGAAGAGCCCGGUGUUUGUGGUCCAGUGGCUGUUCGAUGAAGCUCAGCUGAUGGUUGAUGAUGUCCAUCUGACGGGUCAGCCGGUCCAGGAGAACCAGUGGCGAUACAUCCAGAGCCUGGGCAGCGAACUCAGGAACACACUCAAAAACGUCCCGGCUCUGUUUGCUCCCGCCUGUUUGUCUCAUGAGAUCAUCACCAGAAAUUAUUGGAUGGACGUCCAUGUGAAGGGUACUUCGCUUCCCCGAGCGCUUCAGUGCUGGGACCGCAGCCUCCGUAACCACGGCAACGGGAGCAUCACGCAGGCUCCGCCCAGGGGUUGUCCCGUGCACUUGAUUGACAGCUGUCCGUGGCCCCACUGUAACCCCUCGUGUCCCAGGGUCCGAGAGCAUGUGACGGGGCAGGAGAUGAGCGUCAUCCAGUUCCUCACACACCUGGGCUUCGACGUGACGCGCAUGGCACAUCAGCAGGGCAUGGAGCCCGACACACUCCUGGGCAUGCUCAGUAACGGCACCUGACACGCGGACCGGCCAAUCAGAGAGCCUCGUGACGUGUGCAAUGCAUUUGAGGACGGGUCGGGCCCUGUCAUGGUGUAAUGGUGUUUGUGAUCAGUUAGCGUGUGCUUUUCUAUAGACUGAAAUGAAGUUCUCCAUAAUGAGGCGAUAUUUGCCCCUUAAACUGAUUUCUAGGAGCAUUACGACCUUUAUAAAGGCAGCUUUUCUAACCUUUGUAAAUGUAAGGGGACGCAUACAUAUGUAGAUUAAUGGAUACUGAAAUAUUGGGGAAAAUGAAAUUAUACUUUAAAUAUGAAAG